Molecule: messenger RNA, 2200 nt
Organism: Suncus etruscus (white-toothed pygmy shrew)
Lineage: Eukaryota; Metazoa; Chordata; Mammalia; Eulipotyphla; Soricidae
Gene: SMTNL2
Product: smoothelin like 2
Exons: 8
Coding region: 1-1374 (457 amino acids)
Biological process (GO): positive regulation of vasoconstriction; actin cytoskeleton organization
Cellular component (GO): M band; microtubule organizing center; I band
Molecular function (GO): tropomyosin binding; protein phosphatase 1 binding
Source: RefSeq, a predicted model, not a curated record
AUGGAGCCCGGCCCCGACGCCGAGGAGGCGAGCUCGCUGGGCCGCUACGAAGCGGCGCUGGCGGGCGCGGUGCGCGCCUUGCAGGAGGACAUGCAGGGGCUGCAGCGCGGCGUGGAGCGGCGCGUGGCCGAGGCGCUGCGCCUCGCGGGCCCGCUGGCGCGCACCGUGGCCGAGCUGCAGCGCGACAACCAGCGGCUGCAGACGCAGCUCGACCGCCUCUCGCGCCAGGUGGAGGCGCUGGGCCUGGCGGCCGGGCUGUCCCCCGCGGCCGGCUCCCCGCAAACGCCCAGCCCCCCGCCUGCGCCCCGCGCCCCCGACCACGCGCCCCGCCUGGGCACCGCGCGCUUCGCCAGCCACGCCACCUUCUCGCUGUCGGGCCGCGGCCAGAGUGUGGAUCAUCAGGAUGACACCAGCGAGUUGGAGAUUAGAAGGAAUUCCAGCUCGAGCAUCGUUGAGAACGGGCACCAGCCAGGGCCAGGUUCUCAUGAAACCUUUGAUGAAACCCUUGAUGCCACCCAAGCGUUCCCAGCACCAGAUACUCCCAAGCCUCGUCCUAUCAGCCUCUCCUUGCGGCUGCCUCACCAGCCUGUCACGGCCAUCACACGAGUCUCUGAGAGGUUCUCUGGGGAAACCUCAGGCACAGCAUUAUCACCCACCUCUCCAGCCAUCCUGGGCGCCCUCAGCCUGAGCCCCAGUGAGACUAGCACACCCUGGACUCCUAGUCCUAGCGAGAAGAAUGCCUCUCUCCCACGGUCUUCAGUGAGCUCAGGCUAUGGGACAGCGAGGGCAGGUGGGGGCCCUGACAGCCCACCUCUGGUGACACCACCCCAGUCUCCCCCAUCCACGAUCACCGCGCAGGCCCACCGCCAGGGGGAGCGCCGCCGGGAGCUGGUGAGGUCUCAGACACUGCCCCGAACCUCUGGGGCGCAGGCUCGGAAAGCCCUGUUCGAGAAGUGGGAGCAGGACACAGCUGGCAAGGGCCGAGGUGAGACCCGGGCUAAACUGAAGCGCUCACAGAGCUUUGGUGUGGCCAGUGCCAGUAGCAUCAAACAGAUCCUGCUUGAGUGGUGCCGCAGCAAGACCAUUGGCUACCAGCACGUGGAUCUGCAGAACUUCUCCUCCAGCUGGAGCGAUGGGAUGGCCUUCUGUGCCCUGGUGCACUCCUUCUUCCCACACGCUUUCGACUACAAUGCUCUGAGCCCCACACAGCGACAGAAGAACUUCGAGCUGGCCUUCACCAUGGCCGAGAAUCUGGCCAACUGCGAGCGCCUCAUUGAAGUGGAGGACAUGAUGGUGAUGGGCCGCAAGCCUGACCCCAUGUGUGUCUUCACCUACGUUCAGUCUCUGUACAACCACUUGCGUCGCUUUGAGUAAAGCCCCUUGGGCCACCGAGCAUCAAACAGCAACCUCAGGAGGUGACCGUGGGGGUCGCAGGAGACCUCCCAAAAGAGUUGCAUUUUGAAGGGAGAGCGCUGUUUGUUUUGCGGUAUAUGAUGCUCUCACCCUAGCAGGGUUACUAAUGAAAAGUAGCGCCACGCUGAGCGCUGACAGCCUUGAUCACGGACAGACAAGGGCUCUGAGAGGGGAAAACUACCAGAGAGGAAGAAAUUGGUGCUAAGAAAUUCUCUUCUUUAAAAAACAACAACAAAAACCAAAAAACGCUUUUCUGUAGAUUUCAGAAUGCUAAAUAACAAUGCUCUUUGUGGUGAAUUUGGUUACAUUGGCUUUACAGGGAGACAUUGAUUACCAAGUGUUUUUUAUCAAAAUACCCAGAGUUUUUUUCUUCCUCACACUAUUGUAGGCUCCUUUCCUCCCUCCCUCUGGGCCACUGCCAGGAAACAGAGACCGCUUAAUCAGCAGCUUACAAAGGAGCCCCAAAUCUUGGGAAGAAACAGUUUAAUCACUCCCAGGUCCUGGGCCACGGAUGACCUUCAAGUCACCUCUGCUCUCUGGGGAGAGGGAAGGCUCUUGCCUUGGUCCCAAAGUGCUUCUGUCUUUCCUGGGAGGCCCCACAAGUGUUUGGCUAAGAAUAGGCUCAUGGGAAGUUAACACUAUUGGGGUUGACAGGCCUUUCAUGCAGAGAGCUAGUUUUUAUUCACUCCCCCUGCCCUGGGGAUUUGCUGUAGAUAUUUAUAUUAAAAAAAAAAAGGAAUUUCAUCUGUAUUGCUGACCAUUUGUACAUAAAAGUGUGUCAAACUUU